This is a messenger RNA of Sinocyclocheilus rhinocerous, 1999 nucleotides long. RefSeq names its product gastrula zinc finger protein XlCGF8.2DB-like. Lineage: Eukaryota; Metazoa; Chordata; Actinopteri; Cypriniformes; Cyprinidae. Gene Ontology annotation, biological process: regulation of transcription by RNA polymerase II. The coding region runs from base 4 to 783 and encodes 259 amino acids. The record is from RefSeq and is a predicted model, not a curated record. The transcript has a single exon. Gene Ontology annotation, molecular function: DNA-binding transcription factor activity, RNA polymerase II-specific. Gene Ontology annotation, cellular component: nucleus.
GAAAUGCAAGAUAAAGAUCAGUGUAAGAAAUACAAGGAUUCCAUAACUGGACAAACAUCAUUUAGUUGCUCAUCUAAAAGAGCUCAAAAGACUGAAACGAGAAGUCAUUUCACCUGCCAACAGUGUGGAAAGAGUUUCAAUCUACAAGGAAACCUUAAAGUCCACAUGAGGAUUCAUACCGGUGAGAAGCCUUUUACCUGCCAGCAGUGUGGAAAUAGUUUCAGUCAAAAAGCAAGCCUUAAAAGCCACAUGAAAGUUCACACUGGAGAGAAACCUUAUACAUGCCCUCAAUGUGGAAAGAGUUUUACACAUAAACAUGCUUUUAAUGCCCACAUGAAAAUUCACACUGGAGAAAAGCCUUUCAUCUGCCAACAGUGUGGAAAAUGUUUCAGUCAAAAAGCAAGCCUUAAAAGCCACAUGAGAGUUCACACUGGAGAGAAACCUUAUACAUGCCCUCAAUGUGGAAAUAGUUUUCCACAUAAACAUACUUUUAUUGCCCACAUGAAAAUUCACACUGGAGAAAAGCCUUUCAUCUGCCAACAGUGUGGAAAAUGUUUCACUCACAAAGGAAACCUCAAAAAUCACAUGAAUGUCCACACUGGCGAGAAGCCUUACACAUGCUGUCAGUGUGGAAAAAGUUUUACUCAACGAGGAUGCAUUAACAAGCACAUGAUGAUUCACACUGGAGAGAAGCCUUUCACCUGCCAACAGUGUGGAAGAAGUUUCAAUCAAAAAGGACACUUUAAAUACCACAUGAGAAUUCAUACCAGAGAGAAGCAUUAAACCUGCAUCUGGAAAAGAUAAAUGUAAAAAAAGCUUCACAACAAAACCAAACCUUAGGUAUCACAUGAACAGAAGCCAUUUACAUGCAAUCAGUAUGAAAAGAGCUUCAGAUAUAAAGUAACAGGCUUCACAAUGGAGAGAGACCUUUCACCUGCAAAAUGUUUCACACAUCAAAAAGACUUUAAACAUCAUUUGCAAACUCAUUCUGGAAAAACAUUGCCGUUCUUCUCAGUGUUACAAGAGGUUUACAAAAAGGAGCUAUUUCAGAAAUGACAGUGCUAGAAGAGAGAUGUGGCCACAAUCAGAUGGCAAAAGCAGGUCAUUUGUAACUUUAAUAAGCAGUUUUUGUGCAAUGGUGGGCAUUAAAUGUUGACUGUAAUUCUUCAAAAAUUACUACAGUUUCUCUGCAAAAUUAAAAAAAAAAAAAAAAUUAUAGACUAUUUAAUAUAGGUCUAAUUAAGUCUAAGGUGUCCCCAGAAUGUGUCUGAGAAAUUUUAGCUCAAAAUAAUUCGUAGUAAUUAUUAUUAUUUCAUGCUGUAAACACCUUUCUUGGGUGGAAGCAAAAACACAAAAUCGCAGGCCCCGAUUGCCUUCCCCCCUGUUAUUAAUUAAGGUCUUAAAAAAGUCUUAAAGUCUUUUAAUUUGGUCGGCACUCGUGGGCAGCGCGUCGACGUGGAGCUCCUUUGAGCUUCGGGCGUCCCGUGUUCGAGUCCCGGCUUGCGGACCUUUCCCAAUCCCGUCCCCUCUCUCUCUCUCCAACUCUGCUUCCUGUCUAACUACUUGUCCUAUCAAAUAAAAGGCAAAAAUAAAUCUUUCAUUUGAUUUCAAAAGUCCUGCCCCUGAUAAUGUCCCUGAUAAUGUUGCUUAUGUCUGUGAAUGUGAAGAGCUGGGGAAGAAAUCACGUGUGCGCCAGUAUUUUAGAUCUGUGAAACAGAGUCUUUUGGUCAUGGUGACAACGCACUACUAAUGCAACUCAACCAGGCCCUGGACAGGGAUAUUGUGGACGUGUACGUUCCCAGAAGAAAAUUCAGGACUACAAUCGAGACAGUUGAGGGAGUUCAGAAACAGUGCUUACUAAAAUAAAGAAUAAGUUGUUUUGGAGUGAUUUCUGCUUUAUAAGUUCUGUGAUCUUUUUCAUGCUUAAACAGUAACAUUACACACUAAAGAACGUUGAAAGUGUAAAAAGCAUAAAAGCCCCCAUUAAACAUAAAUGGUG